CGUGAUACGAUAGCUUUUUGUUUGGAAAAGAUCACCGAUCGGAUUCGAGCAAACGAAUAAUAGCGUAGGUAGUGUUUAUUUUCGAUCAGCGUUCCAUCGGUGGAAUCAAAACGCCACUUCCGGAUCAAACAUGUUCGAUGAUUGUAUAUUCCUGUCGCUGCGAUUCCCGCAAAAACUCUGGCGAAUCGUGAACGAAUGCAAGAGUGGCGCUAUCCAAUGGAGCUUGAACGGCGCUACCAUUCUCCUCGAUUACAAGAAAUUCCAGAAACAAUACCUUGACGCGUCCAAUUCCGUCUUCAAAACGAGAAACAUCACGAGCUUCAUCAGGCAGCUGAACUUGUACGGUUUUCGAAAGGUGACGUCGCAUAAUCGCGACCCGAUCUGCAAUUCCCAUAACCCGAACGUCCACGAAUUCUUGCACGAAAACUUUCGUAGCGGCAGAUCGGAUCUGUUAUCGAGGGUGUAUCGUAAAACCGCUGGGAAGCUGAAGCAUUGCCAACGUAUCGGUUUAAGAUCCGUCACGGAACCGGAUCUUUUAAGCAAGAGCGAUGAUCACGUAUCGCGUUUGCAGAUGUGCCGGUUGGCAUUAACGAAAGCAUUGCAACAAAUAACAGAAGAAUAUCGACGAACGCACAACCAAGCAUCCAAAAAUAAAGAUUCUUUGUGCAACACUAUGGCCUCCUACAGAAAAGUAUUUGGUUCUAACUUAUACGCAACUCGAAAUCAAGAGACUAACAUACAAUGGAUUACAAACAAUACGAUGCCAAUUUCUCCGAAAAAGGAUAUCUCAAAUAGGUAUACGGCCUAUCCUUGGUGUGUCCGUGAAAUGGACAAAUCUCGUGGAAAGUACUAAUAAAAUUUUCUAUAGAUCUAUGUAU
Molecule: messenger RNA, 878 nt
Organism: Hylaeus volcanicus
Lineage: Eukaryota; Metazoa; Arthropoda; Insecta; Hymenoptera; Colletidae
Product: heat shock transcription factor, Y-linked-like
Exons: 3
Coding region: 131-853 (240 amino acids)
Biological process (GO): regulation of DNA-templated transcription
Molecular function (GO): DNA-binding transcription factor activity; sequence-specific DNA binding
Source: RefSeq, a predicted model, not a curated record